Molecule: messenger RNA, 591 nt
Organism: Brassica napus (rape)
Lineage: Eukaryota; Viridiplantae; Streptophyta; Magnoliopsida; Brassicales; Brassicaceae
Exons: 2
Coding region: 1-591 (196 amino acids)
Source: RefSeq, a predicted model, not a curated record
AUGGAAAAUCCACUAGAACUUUGGGAUGCUUUACAACAUAGAUAUGAUCACCGGAAAACGGUGUUACUUCCAAAGGCUAGAAACGACUGGAAGAAUCUUAGAUUCUUGGAUUAUAAGUCGGUGGAUGAGUACAAUUCAGUCUUAUUUAAUACGGUCUCGAUGCUGAGACUUUGUGGUGAAGUAGUAACCGAAGAAGAGUUACUUGAGAAGACUUACUCUACAUUCCAUUCAUCGAAUGUGAUACUGCAACAGCAGUACAUAAUGAAAGGCUGCGCCACAUAUACUGAUCUGAUCUCGUGCCUGCUUCUGGCCGAGGCAAAUAAUGACCUCCUGACGAAGAACAGUGAAGCUAGACCUGUUGGAACAGCACCAUUACCGGAAGCUAAUGAGGUUGAAAAGAAAGAACCCAACGAGUUCAAUUACGUCCAAAACAAUAAGAGAUCACACGGCAAUGGCCGUGGCAGUGACAAUUACGCGAAGAGCCGAGACAACUACUCGACCGGCCGGAAAGGAAACCACAAUAACCGUGGUCGUGGUUCCAAUUAUGGCUGUGGCCGAGAUCAGUAUAAUGAGAGGCAAGAGCCGUGGUGA